This is a messenger RNA of Lecanosticta acicola, 1104 nucleotides long. The record is from the annotation of a GenBank genome assembly. Lineage: Eukaryota; Fungi; Ascomycota; Dothideomycetes; Mycosphaerellales; Mycosphaerellaceae.
AUGACUACACGGGCAAUCGUCCUGGGUCCGUGCAAGAGCACCAAGAUAUUCAGCCGGAGCAUCUCGAGAUCAGGACGUGCUGGAGGCUUUCGGACAUUCUCGACGACUCCAUCAAGAGCAAUGGCCAUGGCCGGCAAGUUGAGAAUCGGAUUUGUGCCUGGUAAGAACGAUGCAUGCGUGUCGGAGCUCUGCUGACCAACUUUCUUUAUAAACGCAGAGCACUUUAGCACUCCUCUCGCCUUCGCGCAACGCCAUUUCAACCUCAAUGCGGACCUCAUCCCCUUCCCGACCGGCACAGGAGCGCUCGCAAGCGCCCUCAAACAACCCUCCGCAGACGACGGCAGUAUCGACGUGGCGAUUGGUCUAACAGAAGGCUUCGUCGCCGACCUCGGCAAAGCAAAAGCGUCGGGCACGCCCUCCUCCUACGGUCUCGUCGGCACCUACGUCGAGAGUCCGUUAUGCUGGGCCAUCUCCACAGGUGCCCAGCGCUCCGACAUCACCUCCGUCUCCAGCCUCAAAGGCUCCAAAGUCGGCGUGAGUAGGAUCGGGAGCGGGAGCUAUGUCAUGUCCUUCGUCCUCGCGGACCAACAAGGCUGGCUCGCCUCCAAGGAACCCUUCUCCGUCGCACCGAUUGGAGACUUCGCCGCUCUGCGCAAGAGCGUGAACGAGCAGACGAGCGAUUUCUUCAUGUGGGAACACUUCACCACCAAACAUUUCUGGGACAAUGGGGAGAUCAAGAGGAUCGGGGAGAUUUAUACACCCUGGCCCUCGUGGGUCAUUACGGCGAGAGAUGCCAAGGAUGGAAGGGUUGAGGAGAUGUUGGGGAAGAUCAAUGCGGGCGUGAGACACUAUCGGGAGAAUAGGGAGGAGGCGGUGGAGUAUAUUACCAGUACGAUGCAUUACUCGAAAGAGGAUGCGCUGGAGUGGAUGAAAACUGUGAGGUUUGCGGAAGAUGUGAAGGGUGUCAAGGCGAGUAUGGUGGAUCAUACCAUUGGCAUCUUGCGAAAGGCGGGUGUCUUGGAUGAGAGUGCUGGGGGGAGUGAGCACAUGAUCCACAUUCAGAAGGAAGAGGAGCAGAAUAUCGGCAAUCCUGCAGACGUAUGA